UAAUUAAUGAAAGUAUUUGCAAAAGGGUUGAAUUUUAUGGGGUAAUUGGGUUAAGGGAAUUUUAAAAGUUUGGAACAUUUUGCAUUAAUACCUGAUUUAUCAAAUGUUGGAGUAAAAUAAUUAGAAGCUAAUAUGACACAAUCAUUUGCAUUAUUAUAAGAUGGAUAAUUAUUACAUUGGGGUUGGCAAUUAGAUGCAAUGACAGAGAAUAGAACAUUAUCUUUUUAUAAAAGAAAUCCAACUUUAUGUUAAUUAUGGCAAGUAUAUAAAUUAUAAUGAAUUAUAGAAAUACUCUCCACUUGGUACAAUGUUAUCAAUGAGAGGUGGUAUAGUUUAACCAGUUUUAUUAAAUAAACCAAUUAUAGAUGCUCCAAUUAAAUCAUUUGGAGUUGGAGGUAGUUUUAUAAUAAUUUAAAUGAAUGAUGGAGUUUGUUAUGGGAUGGGAGAAAACUAUAAAGGAUAGUUGGGAAAUGGUGAAUUAAAGUAUUAAUUUUAGUUUAAAUAAUUGUAAUUACCAACUAAAGAUAAAGUUAUUUAAGUAGCAUGUGGUUAUUAACACAGUUUAUUAUUGACUGAAGGAGGAGUUGUUUAUGGAUCUGGUAAAAGAAAUCAUUAUUAAUUUAUGGAAACAAGAAGAAAAGAUUAAAAUUAAAUCUUCGGUAUUGAUUUCAAUAUUUAUAAUUGUUUUUAGUUGAAUUUGUUUAGAAUAGACAGUUAAUGGAUAUAGGAAAUCAAAAAAUAUCAAAAAUUAGUUCUGGUGCUCAUCACACACUAUUAUAAGUAUCUGAUAAUAGAAUUUAUGCUUGUGGUUUAAAUAUGUAUGGAUAAUGUGGAAUGAAUAAUGAAAUUGAUAGAAUUAAAGAACCAACAGAAGUGUUUUUAGAUUUAUAACCAGAUGAAUAUAUUCAAUAAAUUGUUUCAGGUCAAGCACACAAUCUUGUAUUAACUACUAAAAAUAGAUUACUCUUUUUUGGUUGCUUAUUACAUAAUCAAUUGGGAAUUAAAUCCAAAUUUGAUUUUGAAUUUAGUGGCUAAACUGAAAUUUAUUUACCACUUGAACAUGAUGAAAAAAUUGUUAAGAUUUAUGCUAAAUUUGAUAGAUCUGCUGUUUUAACUAGUAAAGGAGAUUGCAUUAUUUGGGGAGGUGAAGAUUUAAGAUAUAUGGAUAUUCCAUUCUAUGAAACAUACACUAGGUUGAUUCCUGAAUUAGGAUUAUAAAAUAUUUAGAUUAAAGAUAUUGCCUUAGGUUUUAGCCACAUCAUGGUUUUAACUGAUUGA
Paramecium sonneborni is the source of this 1278-nucleotide messenger RNA. The record is from the annotation of a GenBank genome assembly. Lineage: Eukaryota; Ciliophora; Oligohymenophorea; Peniculida; Parameciidae.